Messenger RNA from Prorocentrum cordatum, 4296 nucleotides. The record is from the annotation of a GenBank genome assembly. Lineage: Eukaryota; Dinophyceae; Prorocentrales; Prorocentraceae.
AUGAGCGUCGUGGAGGUGACCGUGACGAGCGCCGAGCUGGCGAACGGGAGCGCGAUCGUCGUGGAGGUGGGCGUCGCGCCGAGCCUCGGGCAGAUGGAUCUGAUCCAACGUCUCGUGGCCAACCUGUUCGGAGCGCCCCCGGCCUCCAUCGAGGCCAAUAUGCCGGCGCUUCUCUCGAGGUUGGUCACGACCAGCAUCCAGUCCAUGCAGGAGUCGCUACAGGCGGGCAUCACCCAGUCGAUACAGUCACAGUUGGCACCAGCACAUCAGAAGCAGUCGGGGCUCACGAGGCAGCUCCACGUCCACCGCGAGCAGUCCAACACGCUUGAAAAGGAGUCAAAAAUCAGGAAAUCUGUCAAACAUAUGGAGGAAAUUCUCUCGAUGGCCGAGUCAAAAAUCCCCGCCUUCACGCUGCAGCAGCUCGCGGGGUGGGAUCUCCCGCCCGAGUCCACGGUUUUCUCGUGCGGCAUGCCGUCGACCUUCACGAGGGCGCCAUCGCAGCUGCGCCUUCUUGCUGACCAUCCGCAGCAACUGCAGGAUCGCAUCGCGCCAUCGUGCCUGGCCGAGUUCAACUUGUCCACUAAACGUCUUGCCACGGGCAAUGCCUUGCGCAUCAUGAGCGUCCACAUCUUCGACCUCUUCCAGCAGCGGCCGGCGCGGGCCGCGGGCGCGCGGCAUUAUGAAUUAUGGCGCACGCUGAGCGGCCAGGACAUGUUCGACGACCAGAUGGUUGAGGUCACGAGCGAGAUGCCAACUCGCUACACGAUGGCAGCUGAGACGGCCACGCGCUUCAAUCGGGCCCUCGAUUCCUCGCCCGCCCAAAACCUCUGGCAGCUUCUUUGUGAUUUCGGCGUGCGCCGAGGGGCUAUCAACUGUGCCGAUUGGCGCCCGAGUGAUCACGCAGCCGCGGUCUUGCGCUCGCUGCCGCGGAUUGCCGUCGGGCGAGACGAACAGAUCGCCCAGCGGCACAUCUUCAAGGGCCCGAUGUACGCCCCGACGCCGGGCACCUCGAUGGGCCCCCUGGACUUGCCCCUGGCCCCGAACAGAGCCCGCGCGAUGCCCGCCGCGCCGCCCGCGGACCUCGCGAUCCUCAGUAUGGAGCAGUUGCGCGCCGCUUUUCGCCGGGCGAGGUUGUCCGCGCUAGGGCCUGACGGGCCACCCGCGGAGGCGCGGCCCCCGUGCCCCCGCGCAGCGGACAACGUCAACCCGGCGAUGCUGAAGCUGUUCGAGGGCUCGAUCGCGGCGCCCGGCCUGAACGCCAGCGGUUUUGCUUUCCGGCCGCUGGACCUCAAGAGCCGGGACUCGAAGGCCAUUUCCUCGGCCGCCAGCUGGAAUCUCAGGCGCGCGGCUGAGUCGGCCACCAGCGAGGCGCAGCAAGGCCUCGUCUCGUGGUGCGUUGAGUUCGGUGAUCUUGCCUUGCCCGCCGACGUCGCGGCCGCGCUGUGCAACUCGUCGGUUUUGUUCCGCGCGUCGCACGCGGUGCAGCUUCACCCCGUCAGCGACGCCACGGGGGAGAAAGAGCUGCGGGGCCUGCGCAAUGUUUCGUCACAUUCCGAUCCUCGCAGCGAGCUGCCCAGCCGCUGCGGGCCCUCGGGCCGCCUCGCGCUGGGCGUCGCGGGCAGACGGAUCGUCGACAAGCCGGGCACCAUCGCAAGGCGAUUCCAGGAGCAGUUCGACGGGCAGACCGUCCAGCUGCGAGUCCUCGACACCAAGCAGCCGCUCAUCACCGCCGCGGGCUUCGGGCGCGAUGGCGACGCCACCGUGAUUCGAGCGGCGUCGGCGAAGCUUGCCAUCCUUGAUGCAGUCGACCAGGUGCUGUCCGACUGGAUCGCCUCAGUCGGUGCGCAGGCCGACUGCUUCGACAUUUGGUCUCCCAUCCAAGUCGGCAAGUUUGGCGGUUCACCCGGCAACGUCGCGACCGAGCGAUCAUGGGCCGACAACGCUGUCGUCGAGCUGGGCCUCGACAAGGCGGCGCUCGCCGCCGCUGCAAAGGCGCGCGACAAGGUCAAGCCCAGCUACGCCAAGAGGCUCGACCUCACGAGGGGCAUUGCGCGUCUUCAGAGCCGCGCCAGGCGCUCCCGUUCCGCGUCGAUUCUCGAUAGUUUGUGGGUGAGUUGGCUUGGCUGGGUUCUCGCGCAGCUCGCGUCGGAGCCCACGGUCACUGACGCGUUUGAGGUCCUUGCCGACAGGCUCAUCAGCGACCACGCAGCACACGGGGUGAAGUUCACUCAGCGGCGUCUCAAGCCGCGUGGCGCUCAGAGGAUCCCUCGGCACAUCUUCGAGUCCUCACUUCCAGAGGCUGCUGCGCGACGUCUCCUCUCAGCUCGACUACGCGUCGCUGUCGCCGCCGACGCACAUGAGCUUCACAAGUGGGUGAUUCUAGAGGCGGCCAGGGAAGUGCGCGACAGGGCCUUCAUCGCGGACCCCGAGUCCAUCAUCCCGCUUUUCCUGUUCGCCUGGCCACUGCUUGCCAGGCAGACUGCUCGCGCUGCGCGGCGCAACGACGUCGACUUGGCCUGCAUCUCGCAGCACGUGCCCAAGCUCGACUUCGACGAAGUUUCCCCGCCCUCGCCGGCGCUCCUGCGGCAGCUGGCCGCCAAAAUGCAUUACUCCGAGUCCGGCCUCGCCUCUAUCCUGUACUCUGCAUGGGCUGCCUCGGAGGCGGGCCUCGCGGUGCUGUCGGAAGUUUUGAUGCGAGCCAUGCGCGGACUUGUUUCGGCCCCGGGGCUGCGGAAGACCGACGUCAAGCUGAUCAGCGCGACGAUCAACUUGCAGCUAGUGGACUUUGGCGCGGCCUUCCUGGGCCUCUACCAGGAGUUCAUGCGCACGGUGUUCGCGCAGAUAGGUGCCCCCUUCGCUUUCCUUUCCGUUCUGGACCAGCUGCGCCUCAUCCUGGAGGCCGUCGCCAUGCUCAAGGCGGUCAGCACCCUGGUUGACCUCGGCCUCGUUCUCGGCCCUGCGGCGGACGACGGCUCAUGCUGGCAAGCCCCCUGCUUGAAGGUCAAGAUUCGCUGGCUUCUACGCCCAGCGCUCGUCGCCCUCUUGCGCUCUUUCGCCGCGGCCCAGUAUAAGCACGUUGGCGUGGGCUCUACGCGCCCAGAGAUCACGGAGGUGCAACCUAUCCGGAAUACCAUCAACAACCACGAACGUCGGUUCAGCGAGAUGAGCGGGACCAUCGACGCCAGGAUCGAGGAAGUGGAGGAGAACACCGAGGACAUCGCCAUCCGCUUGACCAACCUUGAGAAUCGAGCCACCGAAUGGUCCGACGCCGCGGCCACCCCCCUGAGCGAAUUUCAAAACGCGGGCGGCCUAGACGCGUCGCCUUCAUUCUGCGCGGCCCGGAACGCGCUUUUUGGAUCGAAGCGCUUUCUCAAGAGCGAGCUGACCAACAAGUGCCAGAUGCAGAUCACCACCAACGGCGGCGAGGGCAUCGUGCUCGAGCCGUACCCGGUCCAGCUCGCAUCGCCCUUCAAGUCGGAGCGGGAGGCGGAGGAGCAGUGCGAGCACUACGGCGCUGCGCUGUGUGGCGGGAUCACGUGCUGGAGCACCAGGGCCUCCGGGCGGGCCUGCACGCUGGUACUGCCAGGGGCCCGGCGGAUACAGGUGGAGCGGGCGGACUCCGCGGAGAGCCGGCGCCUCCUUGGGUGCACGAACUCCAGCGGGCUGCGGUGGCUCACGCGCGCCGCGAUGGAGUCCGCCUCCGUCCAGUACGCGACGGAGCACACGUUCUUCGCGGCGAGCUUCCUGGCGGCCAUGGCCCACAGCCUGGUGCGCCUGGGCGGCGGGGGCCGCCCCGGCCCCGCGGAGCUCCGCGCGCUGGCGCGGCGGUCGGCGUCGGGCCUCGCGCCGCGCGCGCGGAGGUUCAUGGGCAGGGUGCUCGACGCGGUGGAGCGCAAGCUGGCGGAAGCGUCCGCGGGUGGGCCUGGCUGGGGGGACGACCCCCUCGAGGCGGACGACCUCGCCAUCGCGUCCUUCAGGUUCACGGCGGCGGGGCUGCCUGAGUACGCGGCCUACCCGUGCGACUCGUCCGACUGCGGGUAUUGGGGCCACAGCGGCAAGGCCUCGCCCACGGUCCCGGCGCUCGUGGCCGUCCUGUACCUGCUCCUGCGCUACGCUGACAGGCCCCUGCAGGAGCUCCUGGCCGCCAACGCCAUGCUGGGCGGCGACACUGCCGCGCGCGCCGUGCCCCUCGGCAUGCUCGCCGGGGCCGCGCAGGGCUCGGAGGCGCUGCCGCAGGGCCUGCUGGGGCAGCUGCGGUCCGCCCCCCGCGUGGCGGAGCGGCUGCGGAGGCUGUGA